AUGCCGUCGUCAAGGCCUAUACUGCGGUCGUUGGAGGCCUUACCUUCGCAAUUAACCAGUUCUCGCUAUGUUUGCACGAAUUGUCGCUGGCAAUCGCUACCACGAGCCCGAAAUCUGAUAUCCACGCCGCCUCGUCGAUACAACUCGUCCGGUAACCUUCCAUUCACCGAAAAAGUACGACGAAAGCUAUGGGGUACAGACAAUCCUCCAGGUUUAAAAGAUCCUUAUGGAGGAGAGAGCAUACUUGAGAGAAGAGCUCGUGAGCUCAGAGAAUCCAGGGAAGCUAGCUCAGCUGAGCCGCAAGGAACCUCAGAAGAGUCUGUCCAAGCAAUGGCAGAGGAAGACAAUGCUGAAGCCAUGGCAGAUUAUACUCCUGCAAUUAACUGGGAUGGGUUAGAGCAUGUUGGAUCUUUGGGUGAAUGGUGGGAGAAACCACCAACCGGGAUGGAUCGAUUUGAUGCAUUCAUGCGAAGGGAAAAAAUUACGAAUAAUAACGAUAUAUUGGCUAUCUUGCAUCAGGUUAUGGUUGAAUUGAGUGUUCUGAAGGAGCUCAACAAACCUCUGGGAGCUUCUUGCGAUAUCCUUGAGCAUGGGUCCGAGGUUCUUUCUCUUAUCAGCAAGGUUGAGGUAACCCCCUCUAACGAAGGGUCCGGAGCUGCAUUAGCUUUCCCAAGUGAAGAUGUGAAGGCCAAGGUCUAUGAAUUCUUCCGUGAAUUUGACUCCAUUCCGACAGAGGAACCAGUCGUUUCUGAAGAGCUUCCCUCCACAGAACCUGAGAUGGAUGCCAGCUCCGAAGCCAUGCCAGAAACCCCAUCAUCCGAACUUAGCCCACCAGCUAACACAAAGUUCUUGAACAUUUCUCUCAUAUCCCCCGAAAUGAAGUUUGCAUACUUGAAAAGAGUCAGCCAGUUGACUGGCCACAUCAUCCCAGACCAAGAGCUUUCAUCCAUGUCCAAAGUAUCUUCCGUCCAAGAUUUCCUUAUUCGCGCUUCGACCCCUAGACCCACAAAGCUUGCCGACCAGCUCAUUCUUGAGGGAACCUUCGAUGGUAUCCCUAAUGUCAAGAUCUAUGACAGGAGACAAACUCCCAUCGACCGUGAUAUCGAAACUGGCCAAUGGAAAGUCAUUGAGGAGGAACUUACUAAGAGAGGUCUUCCUAUUACCGGACGCAAAUUUGCAUGA
Molecule: messenger RNA, 1182 nt
Organism: Nannizzia gypsea CBS 118893
Lineage: Eukaryota; Fungi; Ascomycota; Eurotiomycetes; Onygenales; Arthrodermataceae
Exons: 3
Coding region: 1-1182 (393 amino acids)
Cellular component (GO): mitochondrion
Source: RefSeq, a predicted model, not a curated record